This is a messenger RNA of Fusarium graminearum PH-1, 1135 nucleotides long. Its product is annotated as adenylate kinase cytosolic. Gene Ontology annotation, biological process: ADP biosynthetic process. NCBI's taxonomy places the organism in Eukaryota, Fungi, Ascomycota, Sordariomycetes, Hypocreales, Nectriaceae. Gene Ontology annotation, cellular component: mitochondrion; cytoplasm. Bases 43 to 819 code for a protein of 258 amino acids. The transcript is spliced from 4 exons. Gene Ontology annotation, molecular function: ATP binding; AMP kinase activity. The record is from RefSeq and is a predicted model, not a curated record.
CACCAAACCAACUUCCAAUUCCACCUUCCGCAACCGCCAAAGAUGGGUUUCAUCGAGGACGAGCUCAAGCAGCUUAAGGAUGUCAUCAGCACCAUCGACACGCGCAUUAAGAAGCUCGAGGCGCGAGCCACCGGCGGUCCUGUCUCUACCGACGAGAUCCGAAUGAUUCUCAUCGGUCCUCCUGGUGCUGGCAAGGGUACUCAGGCCCCCAAAAUCAAGGAGCGCUUCUCGUGCUGCCAUCUGGCUACUGGUGACAUGCUGCGAUCUCAGGUCACUAAGAAGACCCCUCUCGGUGUUGAGGCCAAGAAGAUCAUGGAUGCGGGCGGUCUGGUCAGCGACGAGAUCAUGAUUGGCAUGAUCAAGGAGGAGCUCAACAACAACAAGGAGUGCCAGGGCGGCUUCAUUCUCGACGGUUUCCCCCGAACUGUCCCCCAGGCCGAGGGUCUCGAUGCCAUGCUCGCAGAGCGCAAGCAGAAGCUCCAGCACGCCGUCGAGCUCCAGAUCGACGACUCUCUGCUUGUUGCCCGUAUUACUGGCCGAUUAGUCCACCCCGCUUCCGGCCGCUCAUACCACACCACCUUUAACCCUCCCAAGGAGUACAUGAAGGAUGACAUUACUGGCGAGCCUCUUAUCCAGCGAAGUGACGACAAUGCCGAUGCUCUCAAGAAGCGCCUUGUUACCUACCACAAGCAGACCAAGCCUGUUGUGGGCUAUUACCAAAAGACCGGUAUCUGGAGCGGCCUCGACGCCAGCCAAGAACCUGGUCAAGUGUGGAAGAACAUGCUCAAGGUUCUUAACGAGAAGCGAGGACAGAACUAGAGAGUCCCUAAGGCGGGUAAACCGCUAACGGCCGCCUUUGAUUUGGCAGGUACCAAGACGAUUACUGUGUGAAAAUAAAAGCCAGCUCGUCUUGGAUAUAUGAACGGUAUGAAAUGUAAACUGGGGAGGCGGACGGGAGAAUGGACAAUCCUAUCUUCCUGGCCAAAGAGGCGUUAAAAUGGUAGAAGGUUUGUCUGCGGCCUUGUGGCCAUUUGUGGAAAAAGCUACCUACUUUGGACGACGAUUAGCCAUGUAUCAAAAUGUCUUUUACAAUAGUUUCCAACCAACAAAAAGAAAGUUGGCUUACAAGCGUUAA